AUGCAUAAGAAUCAUUAUGUUCCCUUAAGAGGCAAUGACAAUUUCAAUGCCUUAAUAGCAGACAGGGUGGCUCCUGACCAGACUGGGCAAGGCAAUGAAACCUUAAAUGCCUUAAUAGCAGACAGGGUGGCUCCUGACCAGACUGGGCAAGGCAAUGAAACCUUGAAUGCCUUUAUAGCAGACAGGGUAGCUCCUGACCAGACUGGGCAAGGCAAUGAAACCUUGAAUGCCUUUAUAGCGGACAGGGUGGCUCCUGACCAGACUGGGCAAGGCAAUGAAACCUUGAAUGCCUUUAUAUCAGACAGGGUGGCUCCUGACCAGACUGGGCAAGGCAAUGAAACCUUGAAUGCCUUUAUAUCAGACAGGGUGGCUCCUGACCAGACUGGGCAAGGCAAUGAAACCUUGAAUGCCUUAAUAGCAGACAGGGUGGCUCCUGACCAGACUGGGCAAGGCAAUGAAACCUUGAAUGCCUUAAUAGCAGACAUGGUGGCUCCUGACCAGACUGGGCAAGGCAAUGAAACCAUGAAUGCCUUAAUAGCAGACAGCGUGGCUCUUUACCAGACUGGGCAAGGCAAUGAAACCUUGAAUGCCUUAAUAGCAGACAGGGUGGCUCCUGACCAGACUGUGCUUAUGCUGAACUGCAUAUGGCAUAAUACCCAUUUUUGCAGGGCAAAGCUUAUUAACCCAUUUAUGCUUAGCAUCUAGAAAAAAGGCCUUGGCAAACAGCGUAGACCAAGAUGAGACGCCGCAUGAUGCGGCGUCUCAUCAGGGUCUGCGCUGUUUGCUUCAAGGAAUUUCUGUAAGAAAUAUUCUAAAUAUAGAAAUAAAUAUACUAGACAUCCCUAAUUUUGGAAAUAAAUUGAUCCAAUUUAGAAGGAGGGGAGAGUCCACUAGGCAUAAAUGGGAUAAAUACUGUUUUUUUUUAUUAUUAUUUUAUUACAACCUUGUUUUAAUGUUAUAGAUAAUACAGCAAAACUGUGGUCUUUAUAUUAUUAUAUUAGUACUGUGUAAAACAAAUUUAUUACUUGUGCUUUCAAUAGAUUAUUUUAAGAAAAAAUAUAUAUCAUGUUCAAGAGAUGAGUUUUCAUACAGAUUAUACUAAUAGGUAAAAAUAAAUAAAAAUGGAGAAUA
Messenger RNA from Dreissena polymorpha, 1131 nucleotides. RefSeq lists its product as uncharacterized. Lineage: Eukaryota; Metazoa; Mollusca; Bivalvia; Myida; Dreissenidae. The transcript has 5 exons. Bases 1 to 705 code for a protein of 234 amino acids. The record is from RefSeq and is a predicted model, not a curated record.